CUACUACCAAUACAGCAUGUCAUUUUCUAUCGGCCGUGGGUCAUGAAAUUUCCCCCUCAGCUCUGGAGGCCUUUUACAGCUUUCCUGAUCACUGGACCUGGACUGGGAAUCUUGCUUGAUACAUAUUUCAUAUAUACCAAUGGCAGCUGGCUAGAGACACAGUCAGCUCGAUUGAAUCAACCUGGUGAUUUCUUUACAUAUGUCGUCUUCGUCUGUCUCUUCAUACUAGUUGCCAACGGCGGUGUCCUCGGCGGCAUGAUCUUUACUUCAGCGCUCGUGAUGGCUCUUGUUUAUACUCAUGCGCAAGAGAAUCGGGGUCGAAAGGCUACUCUUUUCGUAAUCACCAUACCCAUUGAAUGGCUACCGUAUGCGAUUCUGCUCUUGACUUUCAUCAUGGGAGGCAGUCAGGCCGCUAUUGAGCAGAGCACAGGCAUUUUUGCUGCUCAUCUGUAUGAUUUCUUGACUCGCAUCUGGCCGGCGUUUGGAGGUGGGCGAAAUUACAUACAAACUCCAAAUUUUGUGAGGCGAUGGUUCGAACGUCCAGGUCCUCAGUCGAGACCGUAUGGCACAGCGUGGAAUCCAAGAACCACUCAGCAAUCAAGCCGUGGUAGCUCCAGCGGAAUCUCGAAUCUCUGGGGCACUCGCGGACAAGGACGGCGUUUAGGUGGAGACUAAAGUUUGUCUGAAUUACAACAAUUGAUAUGUUGUCUGACAGGCUCCAGAAGCAUAACUAGAUAAUCUCCAGUGAAAAUGUAAAUUUUCGUAUAGCGGCCUAAUAGGGAUCUGCUAUUAAUACAUCUAUAGUUGAAUGAAUCUCCUCGCUGA
Messenger RNA from Xylona heveae TC161, 825 nucleotides. RefSeq lists its product as hypothetical. The coding region runs from base 43 to 675 and encodes 210 amino acids. The transcript is spliced from 4 exons. Gene Ontology annotation, biological process: endoplasmic reticulum unfolded protein response. Gene Ontology annotation, cellular component: Hrd1p ubiquitin ligase ERAD-L complex; endoplasmic reticulum membrane. The record is from RefSeq and is a predicted model, not a curated record. NCBI's taxonomy places the organism in Eukaryota, Fungi, Ascomycota, Xylonomycetes, Xylonales, Xylonaceae. Gene Ontology annotation, molecular function: misfolded protein binding; ubiquitin-specific protease binding.